AUGUGGUAACCCUAAAAAUAUCCCUUGUCUCUCCUCCCAACGUGCUUGGCAGUUACAUUACCCAGUGGGCAGGUUCAGGCCCAUUUGAAUGAGAUGUUUUUAAGUUAUCCUUAAAGUGCAGAAAACCUUGGAGACAGGGCUUUAGGCUCUACCCAAAUUUCAAUGUUCUUCCAUUUCCAGAAUGCUCAUAAUCACUCCUGAUCUACAAAGAUUUUCAGGAGACCAUAAAUCACCCUAAAUAACCCAAGGCUGCGGGAGUUCUUUUCUUUGGCUAGGAAUCUUCCAAGGCAGCUCAUGAAAUCUGAUGAUGUGGAGACAGAGAACCACCACAGCCCUGUCAUCCUGCCCAGGAGGCUUGGAAAAUGCCCUGCUGACCAGAGACAGUUCCAAAGACUUCAAUCCCAACCUCCUGCUUUAUAUUGAGCAGUCUGAACCAGAUUCCCAGGGGCUGGACCUUGAGUACCUGCCCUACUACAGAACAUCCCACAUCUGUGUCUGCCCCACGCCUUACAUCUGCACAGAAAGAGAAAAAAGCUCCAAUGAAAGCAAGGCUGACACUAAGCAGGAUAAGCAAAGCAUCCUGCUAAGUUUGGGGCUGAAGACAACUUCUCCUGCAAGCAAGGAAGAGCCCCCAGCCCAGGAGCUGCUGGGAGCCGGCAGCUCUGCGCUCCAGCUGCCCGCGCCCUCCUUCCCCAGCCGGCUCCCGGAGCUGGAGCAGCCCCCUCCCUGCAGUGGGUACUUCCCUUACUACAGGACUGAGGGAGGCAUUUGCACUGGCCCACUUCAAAGAGCAGAGUCCCUCACCAGGACAGAAGGUCUGGAGGCCAAAGAGGGAGGACAAAGAGGAGGAUCAAGUAUUUGGAAUCUCCAUGGCAACUGCUUGGUGUCCUGAGGAGAAACAAGGGGUUUUGUGGAUGCAGAUGUGAAGGAGAAACUCCUGAAACCUAUGACAACAUGAAAAUCUGCAUGAAUUUGAAUAAAAUUAAUAUAUUCCCUCUCUCAAAAAAAACCCCAACAAGUGAUAUCCCAGACUGUGUAAUGGAAGCAGAAAGAAGCAGAACAGGAGCUUGGGAAAUCCAAUAAAAUUUCUCUAGAUAUGA
Taeniopygia guttata (zebra finch) is the source of this 1100-nucleotide messenger RNA. NCBI's taxonomy places the organism in Eukaryota, Metazoa, Chordata, Aves, Passeriformes, Estrildidae. The record is from RefSeq and is a predicted model, not a curated record.